Drosophila yakuba is the source of this 583-nucleotide messenger RNA. Its product is annotated as vitelline membrane protein Vm26Ab. Lineage: Eukaryota; Metazoa; Arthropoda; Insecta; Diptera; Drosophilidae. The record is from RefSeq and is a predicted model, not a curated record. The transcript has 2 exons. The coding region runs from base 77 to 316 and encodes 79 amino acids.
CGGGUGGAUGGUGUCUAGGAGAUAUCAGUCUAGUACUUGAGAACCAACCGUUCACAACCAACCCAAACCAGCCAACAUGUUCAAAUACUUCGCUCUCUGCCUGUUCGCCAUCGUGGCUUGUGUGGCUGCCAAGCCGGCGGUGAUCGCCUCCCCACUGGCCUACAGCGCCUACUCCGCUCCCUAUGUGGCCGCAUCUCCCUACUCGGCUGCCUACACCGCCGCUUACACCGCUCCAGUGGCCGCCGCCUACUCCGCCUACUCGUACCCCUACGCGUCGGCCUACUCCGCCUACCCCUACGCCGCCUACUACCGCUAACUGGAUGAAUAGAUCAUUAUAGAUUUUAACCUGACUACUGAACCGGACCUGAACACAUAUACCUAUUGCAACAAGGAUACGUUCCUGAUAACCACCCACACCAUUCCAGCGCUAUCUUCUCACAUCCCUGGUAUUAGUUCGGCGGACUCUACAUUUCCCACCUUUGCCGUGCCGACUGCUGAAAGUUAAGUCAUGGGAACAGGACAUACCACUUACAGAAACAAAAUAUUUUUGUUGAAAUAAAUACUGCAUUUUGCGUAAAACGUA